AUGGAUGAUACAAAUAAUACCUCGUUACAUUCACGUAAAAAUGUUAAAAACGCUGAAAAAUUAACAGCAAAAACGGAAGACGAUGAAGUUAAUAAUAUAAAAGAUAAAAUGGAUCCUGAUCGGAAAAAAUAUGAGAACGAUGUUGAUUCACAAAAAUUGCCUGCUAAUAUUAAAUUAAUUAUUGAAAAGAAAUUUUUUCGUUUAUUCAUGUGGGAAAUGUAUUUUGGCUAUAUAUUUUGGACGAUAUUUUUUGGCAUUGGACCAAUGGUCAUGUUUUUUCCAAUGGUUAAAUUAGCAAUAGAUGGUUAUGAAAUUUUAAUAUUAAGUUUAGCUAGUCCGAUAAUAAUGGGAUCAACGUUUAUAAGUACGAUUAUUGAAAAUAGAACGGGAAAAAUGAUUAUUCGUUUACUUGUUAUUAGUAGUUUAUUAUCAUUUCAAAUUGAAGAACCUGUACUUCGAUUAUUGUUAUUGUCAUUUGGUACAUGUGUGACAAUGCUUGAUUUAUGUUCAAGUUUAAAUUCAAAAUAUUAUUGUUACAGAUCAAUCGUUGUUUGGGCAUUAACGUACAGUUUUUUCUUUUUUCUCAGUGCAAGAGUUUGUUUUAGUAGUCUUAUACCUGCUUGGUCUGGUGUCAUUGCAAAUCUUGUCCACUUUUUGAUUGGUCUCGUCGUUUUAUUUGAUCAAUUUAUUAGAGAUAGUACAAUGACACAAUUAUUAACAUCUCUUGAAUAUCCAAUAUUUAGUGGAAAUAAUCCAACCAUCAAACCAUUACGUGUAUCUUCUCAUGAUACUCCCUCUCAACCCAACUGGUUAUUGACUGGUAUCGGUUUUGGAUGUUUAUUGUUUAAUUUACAUUGGGUUUUUGGUGAGCUAUCUGUCGUCUCACGUUGGGCAUCACAUACUUUUCCAAAUCAAGCUCCCGAUCCGAUACCAUACAGUCUGCUUGUUUGGGUAUUCUUAUUUUGUGGUGUACUCCUCAUUAAACGACCUUAUAUUGUUACAAAUCGUUGGUGGGCAUCCGUGGGCUUCAUCUCCUAUUUUGUACUUUAUUUUGGACGUGGUUUAUUCUCUUUUGUCGGGGGUCUUGGUUUGGCUGUGUUUAUUGGCUCUAUCAUUCCAUUAUUAUUUGAUAAAGUUACAAGAGGAUCAUCUGCUCGUAUAAUUGUUGUUGCAUCGCUGAUUUAUAUACUACAAGUCGUCUAUGCUGUUUGGACAUCUGCUUAUAAUUUUGUACCAUUUGGAGGGACAUUAACAAGAGAAACAUCAUACGUUCUUGUAUUUUUCAAUUUUUUGGGAAUUUAUCUGGGGGUUUUUACAGCAAGUGUGUUUUGUUCAUCAACCAUCGAGAGUGUUAUUUGA
Messenger RNA from Didymodactylos carnosus, 1359 nucleotides. The record is from the annotation of a GenBank genome assembly. NCBI's taxonomy places the organism in Eukaryota, Metazoa, Rotifera, Eurotatoria, Philodinida, Philodinidae.